This is a messenger RNA of Meira miltonrushii, 423 nucleotides long. Its product is annotated as putative TIM9-translocase of the mitochondrial inner membrane. The transcript is spliced from 2 exons. Lineage: Eukaryota; Fungi; Basidiomycota; Exobasidiomycetes; Exobasidiales; Brachybasidiaceae. The coding region runs from base 41 to 322 and encodes 93 amino acids. The record is from RefSeq and is a predicted model, not a curated record.
UAAUUCAAGACCACCAUCACAUAGAUACACAACAACAAAGAUGGAUUUCUCUAGCUUAUCUUCCGGCGAACAACAAGCCAUGCAAAGGCUGAUUGAACAAAAACAGAUGAAAGACUUCAUGCGAUUAUAUACCGGUUUGGUAGAGAGGUGUUUUGAUAGCUGUUGCAACGAUUUCACAAGCAAGGCAUUGAGUUCGAAAGAACAAACUUGCGUUGAAAACUGUACACAAAAAUGGCUAAAACAUUCUGAACGGGUCGGAGCUAGAUUCCAAGAAGAGAACGCAAAGAUGAUGCAACAGCAACAACAAGGUGGUCGAUUCUAAUCUUGCAUCAAUUCGUAUUGUAUCCAAAACUGCACAGAUUUAACAUUAGCUUGUAUUGAUAUAUUAUUGAUUUUAAUCACAACUUCAUGAUCCUCUGUAUG